UAAAUGGUUAAAAAAAAACAAAAAAAGUAUAUACCUACACUUAUGUUGUAAAGAAGAAUGAUUUAAGGGUGUGUUUGUUUUCAAAUAAAAACUCUCCGAAACUACAUACCUACUGCACCGACUUGAAAAAUUAUUUCCUCAGCAGAAAUCUACACGAGUGACAUCUAGGCUAAAUUAUAAUAUUUUGUUUUUUAUCCUAGGCGUAGCCGAAACGGUCGGCUAGAAUUUUCAUAUUAAUUUCUUUAUAUAAUCGUCAUAGAAAAUAUGUACUUAUCUAAAUGCUGAGGAUCGUCACAAUGUUAUCAAUAAUUGUUGUCGUUAAAAAACUACUUAAAUAGGAUUAGCAGAUAAAGUAUCGUAUAAACUUCUCGUAAUUUUUAGCCUUUAUAAUAUAAUAUUGAUUAAUAGUAAUUACAGUUUAACGAUAGUUACCGGACGCCUAAAAAUGAAUAUUUUGUCAAUUGUCUAUGCUUUAGGAUUCGUUUGUUCGGUUUAUGCGUUGCCUAACAAAGAACAAAAGAAAUACAGACGCGGACCCGAUGACUGUGAGCCAGUGGUCGUUGCUCAUCGUGGGGCAAGUGGAUAUGUGCCGGAACAUACUUUAGGGGCAUACGCCUUAUCAGUAACUAUGGGUGCAGAUUAUGUUGAACCUGAUCUAGUUAUGACCAAAGAUGGGCACCUUAUUGCUCGUCACGAAAACCAAUUGGAUGUUACCACCGAUGUCGCACAGCGUCCUGAAUUUGCGGACCGGUACCGAACAAUUUCAAUUCUUCAAAGAGAAAUAUCUGGAUGGUUUUCAGAAGACUUCACUCUCGCUGAAAUAAAAACUUUAAGAGCAAUUGAAAGUUUGCCACGUAUUCGACCAGGAAAUACACGUAUGGAUGGAGCUUUUGAAAUACCUACUUUCCAAGAAAUCAUUGAUUUGGUAAGGGGACUGGAAGUAAGUGAGAAUCGCACAAUUGGAAUAUAUCCAGAAAUUAAAUUAGGCAGUUAUUUCAAACUCAUAGGCUUACCAAUGGAACAAGCGGUCGUAGAUGCGUUUCACAAGAAUGGUUACAUGGGACCAAGUGCACCAGCCUAUAUACAAUCCUUUGAAAUAAAUAAUUUAAAAGAAUUAAAAGCAAUGACAGAACUUAGGUUAUUGCAAUUAAUUGGUCGCAGACAAAAUCAGCCGCUUGACCAGAUGAUAAUAGGAUCGAAUUUAACGUACGGCGAUAUGGUGACAGCAGAGGGGCUAAAAGAGAUAUCGAAAUAUGCACACGCCGUUGGUCCUGAUAAAAGUCAUAUUAUUCCUCGUGACUCUAGAAAUAGGCUUGGCAGACCAACAACAUUUGUAGCAGACGCCCAUGCGGUUGGGCUAAAAGUACAUCCGUAUACGUUUCGAGCAGAAAAUGCGUAUUUGCCAAUAGAAUUCAGGAGUGAAGAUCCUUCUGAUAGUGCGUUUGGUAAUUUCAAUGGAGAACUAAAAGCAUUCUUAGCAACAGGAAUCGACGGUUUAUUUAUAGACCAACCUGAUUUUCUGGUGCGCUUGAGAAACCCAUGUGUGUAAUUUGUAUUAAAUGUAAUGUUAACCAAUAUAGAAAUGC
Colias croceus (clouded yellow) is the source of this 1586-nucleotide messenger RNA. Its product is annotated as glycerophosphodiester phosphodiesterase GDPD6-like. The record is from RefSeq and is a predicted model, not a curated record. Gene Ontology annotation, biological process: lipid metabolic process. Gene Ontology annotation, cellular component: periplasmic space. Lineage: Eukaryota; Metazoa; Arthropoda; Insecta; Lepidoptera; Pieridae. The transcript has a single exon. The coding region runs from base 446 to 1549 and encodes 367 amino acids. Gene Ontology annotation, molecular function: glycerophosphodiester phosphodiesterase activity.